GUCACACCGGGUGGCACUGGCAGCAGGUGUAACGUGGCCGUUAUCCUCCGCGUCUCCGCGUCACACACGGCCACGUCGUGUCACGUGCUAGCCAACCGUCACGCGACUCGUCCAAUACACUUUCACCUGGACCACUCGAUUUAUCCCGAAAUCGGCCACGAUCACUGUUGUCCGUUCUCCAUUCGGGACUCUUUGGAUGGUCUAGCUUGGUUUUGCUCGGCUUGGCCUGGCCUGGCUUCGCUUGAACUAAGAUUGAAUUGCCCGAGGUCAAGAUGUUUCUGUCUCUAAAAUCUGUGGUUCCUUUGCAACCUUUGUGACACGAUUGUGAAACGUGAACGAACGACGAUCUUGUGGAUCGUUUGGCCAGUUGAUACGCGAGUCUCGUGUAUGAGAAACUCGUGACUGGUUGGUGGGACGUCCAAGCAUUGUGGUUCCGAGUGAUAGCAGUUGGUUUACGACGUGAGUUGCAGACGUGUUUGGUGGGACGAUAUGUGAGGGAUGUUUGAUGAUCCUCGGGGGUCUGACUCGGGACUCCGUUUCGAGAAGUUGGCGAGGAACUGUGGGGAACAUUCGACGUCUAUUGGGAACCAUAGUAUGUUAUCAAAGACAAGAAUAUUUAAUAUUUAUUGGAUUAUUCUCUGGUACCAUAAGUAGCCGUACUAUAUAUUCUUCUGUGAGUGACUGAUUUCUCCAGUGAUUCCAGUCGACUAAACUAUGUUUACCAAGAAACAACAACUAUUAAACGCUGUAAAUAAAAGGUAAGAAGACUCUCAUAAAAGAGACCAUUAUACAUAUACGAAAACAGAAGAGGAACUGAAGUUGCUAUUGAAUUUCAGCAACCGUAUCCAUCGAAAAUAUUUGACAAGAGAACGUUGCAAGUGCAAAAUAAUAACUAACUAACUAACGAAAGUAGUUAAGAGAGGAAUUGGUCAGACCUGAAUACAAGCUUAAACGGUUUUCAUCUUCCUUGAAAAGAAAUCUCAUCCCCUGCGAGGUUAGUCCCCCAUAAAGUGUACACGUGUUUGAGGGAAAUUGACGCAUGUGGAUUGAGCGGCGAUACAUGGAGUAGUUUUCGAGUGAUCGAGCCGAUUGGAUGAUAUUUUCGCGAGGUACGCAGGUCAGGGGAAAUUAAGUGGCGGACGGACGUGCGGCGAGGUGUUGGUUUCAGUUGGUCGGCGGACGUCGCAAGCCACGGUUCUCGAAGAAAAAAAGGAACGAGAGAUGUAGUGUGUGUAGGUGCGUGGUAGUGCGAUUUGUUUACCCGGGGGCGAGUGUUGACGGGAAGUGGCGGUGUUUGUCACGUUUCCGGAUGUGAAUGGAAACGGGACCCUGUCUCGUUUUGGACAACAGAUUAUCACGAGCAUGAGGAACGGAUACGUCAGACUAAGACGAUCUGUUUGUGAUACUCGAUCGAAAUAGCGAGUAAAAUUCCAAGAGAAACGAAGAUAGCAAAAGAAAAGGGGGAUUUAUCGUGCGUUUCCAACCUGCGUCGACAUGCUUCACGCCGAGAGCCGUGUCGAGUAGAUAGUGAAAGGACAUUUAAUUCCACGUCGUGGCACGUAGCAGAGUCGGUGCAGGACAUUGUCGGUAGCGAAGGGAAAUCCACGGAUCUCGUGCCUAGCAUGUCUAGGGGAUGGACACUUAGAGAGCUUUAUGAAUCGUGCGCGACGCCGAUCGCCGCUCGGUUUUAGCGAUUCAGAAACAGCCACGUCGAUUUCAGAAAGAAUCACGACCGGGAUCGCGCAGCCAGGAGAAUUCUCAUGGAAACGGGAAAAAGGUAUUCAGGCUGGGCCAUGUUCUUCCCUCCUGUGUUCGAGGGAUGUUUUGAGUGCAAUUUAACUUGCACAGCCGAAAGAGAGGGUUAGGAAAGGAAGGUAGGAACAGGCGAAAAAGAAGUAGAAGUGGCUGGCUGGAUCUCAGCCGCGGGCCACGCGAGCUGCAACUACUCAAAGACGUUUUGCAUAACGAAGUUACGAAGCGAUUCGUUGGCGAAGAACGUUGUAUGGCCUACAAAAUAACUCGAGACUCGUCCCGCUGAUUGAAAGUACCUCUAGAACAUUGUAUCGCUUCCGGUGACGGCUGAGAAUUAAGCGGAGGUGAUCUCGGCGAGCGGUCGGCAGACCUUCGAGGCCGUGGCUGAAGUCGUGUUCGACGGUUAUGCUGCUGGCGUCGCUUCGAGUGGCCGCCAGCAAAUGCUGUCAUGCUCUUGCCAUGCCAGCCGGCGGCCAGGAAGAGGCCGCUGGUCACGAGGUCCUUGAGCAGAUCGAAAAGCUGCCUCGUGUUGAUUAUUAUCCUCGUGUUGAUCGGUCGCGAGGUAUCGCGAGCUGCCACGCAGAUCCGCUACGCUUCGCGCAUCGUCGAGACCAAGAGCGGACAGAUACGUGGGAUUCUUCAGGAUUUGAACAGCAGGCACUUAGAUCCCGUAGAAGUGUUCCGGGGUAUACCGUACGCGGCACCUCCCGUAGGAGAUUUACGUUUUCGACCACCGAUAUCGCCGAUCCCCUGGGACGGCAUCAAACUGGCGGAUUCCUUCGGCGCGGUUUGCCCCCAGCACUUUCCCGACAUCAGCAAUGACACAGCUGCUUUGUUGCAAAUGUCUCUAGGCAGAUACCAACAGCUGAAACGUUUGUACAUGUUCCUGACCAACCAGAGCGAGGACUGCCUGUUUUUGAACCUGUACAUACCCGGCAGUGGGUCUCGAGGACUAGAAGCACCAUACGCUGUGAUGGUGUACGUUCACGGUGAAAGUUUCGAAUGGGGAACGGGAAACAUCUACGAUGGGUCCGUUUUGGCAAGCGCUGGACACGUCAUAGUAAUCACCCUUAAUUAUCGUCUUGGAAUCUUAGGUUUCUUGAGGACUCGUCCGUAUCCAGACAGAACGCCAGGAUCUGGUGGAAAUCUGGCCUUGAAGGAUAUCGCUAUGGGACUACGCUGGGUACGUGAAAAUAUCGCUGCUUUUGGAGGCGAUCCGACAAAAAUCACGUUGAUUGGACACGAUACUGGAGCUGCGCUGGUGAACCUUCUUCUACUUGCUCCUUAUGGCAAGGGCCUUUUUCAUCGAGUCGUGUUAUCGAGUGGCUCAGCGUUAAGCCCGUGGGCGUCUGUUCACGAUCCGAACGACUUACGAUCGAAAGUAGCAAAGCAAAUAGGAUGUUCCACCGAGGACGACGAAGAUAUUGCCAACUGUCUACGCGGCAUUCCUCUGCGUGAGCUCAUGGCCGUUGAACUGCCGGAAAUCCGAUUCGUGCCACGGAUCGGACCAGGCUUACCAGUGGACCAAAACAAUCCCGAUCCAGGGCUGGAUAUGGAACGAGCCAGUGACACGUUCAUCAAAGUACCUCUUAUCCUUGGUGUGUCUACUACGGAGUCGAAUUUAGAUUUUAACGCGAACGAUAUUCAAUACGGAUUCGAGGAGGAUCAUCGAAACCGAAUUUUACGAACGUUCAUCAGAAACGCUUAUGUAUAUCAUUUGAACGAGAUUUUCUCCGCGGUGAGGAACGAGUAUACGGACUGGGACAAGCCUAUCCUUCAUCCUAUCAUUAUACGGGAUUCGACGAUGGAGGCGUUGAGCGAUGGUCAUACCGUAGCACCACUCAUGAGGAUUGCCUUUUAUCACGCCAGAAGGGGAGCCAAAACGUUCUUCUACCACUUCAGCCAUCAAACCAAAGACAACAGCCUUUUGCAGCGUCUGGGCAGCAUUCGUGGCGAGGAUAUACCGUAUAUCUUCGGGUUGCCACUGGUGGCUGGAGGAGCUUUCUUUCCCCGGAAUUAUUCCCGACAGGAUCAGGGCGUCGCCGAGGCAGUUCUCACGUUUUUCACGAAUUUCGCGAAAACCGGCAAUCCGAACGAGCCACACAAAAUCGAAUCGGUGGAUUAUGGGACACCGAAGGAGAAAACGCGAUACCGUGGUCUCACAUGGGAGCAAUACGAGACUGGUACUCAACAGUAUCUCACAAUUGCGAUGAAACCGAAAAUGAAGAGCCACUACCGUGGCCAUAAAAUGGCAGUUUGGCUAAAUCUGAUACCACAACUGCAUCGACCCGGAGACGACGAUGUCUCAAUGCGGCAUCAUCAUUUUCGAGAAAGAGGUGACCACUUUUAUGCAGGACCAGUUCGAGACGAAUGGUACACUCCUCUGCCGCUUGUAGCGACAACGAAGAUGAGCGCCUCAUCGACAACAGCGUGCAGCACAUCUACAGGCGAUGACAGUAUCACCGAAGACAUUACUCCUAUUCUGGACGAUUCAGAAGACGACGCUGAACUUUUACAAAGAUUAGAUUCUCGUCAUUACUACAGUACUACUACAGCCCUAGCGAUCACCGUAGGAGUCGGUUGCUUUUUAUUGGUGCUUAACAUGUUGCUAUUCGCCGGUAUUUACUAUCAGAGGGGUCGUGACAAAAAGAGAGCCGCAAUAGACUGCACGCCAAACGGGCAAGAAUCACUACCGAUGACUACCAGGUCGUCUAUGAAAGGUCCGGAAAGUCCUAGGCCGGCGCAAGAACCUCCACCAUCGUAUACUACCCUUGCAAGAAGCCCUUCGAUCCAGGAACAUCAACAGAUUGCUCAGAGUCAAUCGACGGAUGUCGAUGAACAGCCUAAAAGUGAACAGAAACCUAGCCACGGGACCAGCAACGCCAUCCAUAAGGAUCCCAUUCCUCCAAAACCUCCCACGAGAACGACCAGCUCCUUGAGUACUACUAGUGGCACCAAUACUAUUAAAAAACGUGUGCAAAUACAAGAGAUAUCCGUAUAGCAUUAGGGGUUGCCCCAAGAGGGCAACAUGAAAACCAAGAAGGUGACUUUCAUAGAUUUUGCGGCGACUGGCGAGUCUAAGUUUUGAAAAAGUUUACGAGAAUAUGGAUUAACAAGUGUCUGGUUAUGGCACGUAGCACAGGUUGACAAAGAAAAUUAUCCGUUUGAGUUGCAGUGAGAUAUCGAUGAAGAGUGAAGACUAUUGGUGUUACUUUCAACAAUUGUUGGAGGAAACUCUAAAGAACGAUGAGGUCUAAAGCGACGUUCAAUUGUAUGUUAAGUAUUCUCUAAUUAUUCUGAUGUAUAAACAGCGAUAACUGCCAUAUGUCACUGAAAAGACAAAGUGCUUUAAAGGAAGACUUAGCAGACUACGAGUGUUCCUCUAUCAUGCACGUAAGACUUUAUGACCAUUUUGAGUGUAUUUCUUUGCAGGAUACAGUGUGUUUCUUCUAUGGAAUGCUAUCAAAGUUGUAUUACAAAGCGAUUCGAAAUGAGUUCAUCAAAUUUCAACUAAUUAAUUUCUUGUCGAGAAAUACUUAGCUUGACCACAAGAACUGUAUCGUUAACUGAGAAUGAAACAUUUACGAAAUCAAGUGUCUAGGAAGCCGAUUUCGUUUUUCUACAAAUAUACUGUCGAAUAAUUAAAAUCUAACAGAUAUAUCUUUUCUUUUUAUUUGUUCUUUAUUUUACACUUAAAAAGUAAAGUAAAUUCUAGACUAUGAUAUUUAUCUCACAUAUUGAAGUAGACAAAAGUUGAAAAAAGGUCGUAUCUCUAAGAUUGUUUAAUUUGACAGUAUAUUUAACGAAGAAUAGAAUCGAUGAUAAAAAUCCAUAAGUCAACACUGUAACUGUUCACAAUCAGUGUUCUUUCAAGUGUUCUUCUCGUAGCUGACAUAAUGAUCAUGUAAUUAGAGUAACUCCUGGUAUAACUGACGCUGGGCUCAUGAAAAAUUUCUAUUUGCGUUUGUGUAUACAACUUAAAAAUGGUUUCGUGUCUUUCCUAUUCCAGGUAUUGGAAACCGUGCACAAAAUCGCACAGAGAUAAUAAAUUAAAUAACGUCUAUGUAACACGAUCCGUAGAAAAUUGUAUGAGAGAAUGGUCGUCUGAAAUGAUUUCUAAAAUUUAAAUGAUGAUAAUUGUACUUCGUAGUGUCACUGUGAUCAAUAUCAAUAUUUUUUAAAAAUCAAAAACAAAAUUUAUAGAUAAAAAUCAUUAUGUUAGUUUCAUUUGUCGUUGAAAAUUAUUCGUCUUUGUUUAUUAAAGAAUAGGAAUUAUUAUUUAUUUCUGUUUUUUAUUUGUACUAUGAAUAUACAUAUUCUACUUUAUUAUGUGACAUAUAAAUAGUAUAAAGCGGAAGUUGAAGAACUCUGUCAAUUUUGCGUUGCCUCCUCGUUAUAUUGAUAUCAUCGCUCACUAUUUAAAAUAAUUUAAAGAGAAAAAGAGAAACAAAACCUAAAAAAAUUUAUAUUUAAGCACUCGAUACUGAAAGAGAUCGGUUCUCGUAUUCGCAUUAGAAUCUCAUGCGAAUGUUGUGUGAAAGUUCUGGGUUAAAGUAAACAAAAGGAAAUUACAUGUUUAAUGGUUCAAUUUGAGUGGAACUCGCACUGCACUUGCGGAAGUAUCGAUGGUUCUCUAGUGACAACAUGUGCUCAAAACGUAAUCAUAAAGUGGAACACAAUUUCCUUUAAAUUAAAUAUUAUCUACACCUCUUCGACCAAGUAAUCUAAGGCGAGAUUACGCCCACGUUUAUGCAAAUAUCAUUCGUCUUUAUAGGAUUUUUUAAGCUGAAUCUGAUGUCUGUGUUACACAUACAUUAAAAAUUAACGAAGAAAUUGGACUUAUAAAGCUCGGUGUAAAUUAUAAUGUUAUAAAGGGAUUUAUCUUCUUUUCAGGUACUUCAAGUCUCUAUACCAUUUACAUAAUUUUAAUUAUUGUACGUUAUAUUACGCAUGUUUUAACAUUAUUUCUUAACUAAAUUAAAAGCAAAGCUUAUUUCAUCAUAAUUUUCGUACAAACAGAUACUCAUGGUCAUGGUUCUUCCAUUAGUUGAUAAAAUUAAAUGUUCCCGAUACUAUAUAUGUACAUACAUUUCAUUUUAAAGAUACUAUUAAUUUUUUAUAAAUUUGUUCCCUGACAUACUUCGUAAUCCAGACUGAUUAUCAAAAACAUAUUACAUAAUACAAUCAUUCUACUAACAGACAAGUUUUUCUUCGGAAGAAGAAAAGCAUCACGAAUAACAGCAAACGACAUUUCGAUCGUCAUGUAAAAAGAUAAAAACACCUGUUUAAUAUAGUCGAAUUUAUCUAAUCGAUUGUACGCAUUUUCUGAGGCACAUGAAGUAAUGAAAGCGUAUUGGUAUGAUUAAGGACAUAACGUUGUACUUUAGAUAGCAAUCAUACUAUGCACGGUGUCGCGUAAUUGUACUAUCGAUUUCGAUUAUUUUCAAUACACCGUUUCACAAAGAAAAGAUUAGAAAAGGAAUACUCAUCAAGUAUUGUUUGCGAAUGGUAUGAAUCAUCAGCACAUUGUGACUAUUCGUUAAAUUGUGUGAACGGGAUUAUUGAACAAAUAACAGUGAAAUUUAAGUAGCAGAAUAGACGAAACA
Bombus pyrosoma is the source of this 7358-nucleotide messenger RNA. It is a transcript of the gene NLG-5, whose product is annotated as neuroligin-4, X-linked-like. Gene Ontology annotation, cellular component: postsynaptic membrane; synapse; cell surface. Lineage: Eukaryota; Metazoa; Arthropoda; Insecta; Hymenoptera; Apidae. Gene Ontology annotation, molecular function: neurexin family protein binding; signaling receptor activity. The transcript is spliced from 13 exons. The record is from RefSeq and is a predicted model, not a curated record. Gene Ontology annotation, biological process: chemical synaptic transmission; modulation of chemical synaptic transmission; presynaptic membrane assembly. Bases 2201 to 4753 code for a protein of 850 amino acids.